AUGUCUUCAAAGGAUGAUAAAAAAGUAGAGGAUGAUUGCAAAAAAGAAGGAGAAGAUGAUAAAUCUAAACCACUUCAUAUUAAUAUUGGAGAUGGUUCUAUAAAUUUUCUACCUGAUUGGGUUGGAGGAUCUUCACCAGCACGUUUUAUUACUGCCGAAGAGAUAUUGUCAAUGAAUAGGACAAUAGAAAAAAUGAUGAUUGCACAUGAAAUUGCUGUAGAUCCAGAUUUUACAAUUGCCAAAUUUACUGAACCAUCAACUCCUCUACAUCGUCAAGUUAGAGAUUGUCUUCACAAAGCUUACUUCGACUCAUUAAGGGAUGCUUCAUUUAGUAAUGAAGAAAGUAUCAAAGCUCGAUAUAAGGAAGAUAUGUUAGAUAUUUUUAAAACAAUUAGACACCAGAUGUUAGAAGUUAUUCCAAUGUCUGCAAUAACCAUACAAAGUGAAAUUAAAGGUUUGUUAGAUGAUGAAAUUCUAAGAAAUCAAAGUGAUGAAAAUAUAAUUGAUUAUUAUGAAUUAACAACUAAAGCAUUAACAAUAGUAUCAAAAUUAUGUGCUGCUAAUAGAGAUGAGAUGGUUGGAGAAGCUUUAGAUGAAAAAGAAUUGUAUGAAAAAAUAAAAAAGACACUAAAUGUAUUAAAAGUUAUGAAAAUUGAUUAUGAAGAUUUUGCUUUAUACCAAAAAAGACAACUUUUCAUGCAACAUUCAUGUGACUAUGAAAGAGAACAAUUUUUAAAAUUACUUGAGGUCGACAAAAAUGCAGCAAAUAUAACUUACCAAUGGUUAAAGAAAGUUUUUGAAGGAUCAGAGUAUAGUGUACUAGCAACUUUAUCCAAUACAGAAGUUUCUGAAGUUAUUACUCAAGCAUAUAUGUGUUUAUUAACACAAAAUCCGGAAGAGUAUCCAGAAACUUUUAAAUUUGACGAAGAAAGGUUAAGAAAAAGUUCCUUGGAAUAUUACUGUUUAACAAUUUUACUAACAUCAAUAUUUAUUGCUACAAAUUUAUCUGGUAAAGAUAUAGCUGAAAAAAAAGAUUUUAAAAAACAAUUAAAAAGAGAUUUAAUAGCAUUAUUAGAUGAUUUAUCAUUUGACAAUUUAAAAGAGAAAUUAGAAAGUAUUUAUUUACAAAGCAAUCUUGAAAUAUCAAAAGCUGCUGAAUCUUUUGGUUCAAAUCACUGGAGUGAAAGUCAAAGCAAAGAAUUAAAAGAACAAAUUUUAAGUAUUGAAAACCCAAACAAUCCUGUUAGAAAAAUUGCUGCUUCCAGAAUUAGUAUUUUUAUUCAAGCUAUUAUUUCGGAAAGAGGUCAAAAUAACUGUCGAGUUCCUAAUGGUCUCAGUGUCAUUCAGGAUGAGUUAAUUGCUAUGGCUAAAAGUUUUCUAUAUUAUGUUAGUCAUAACAGAAAAACUUAUGGUGUUUUAUAUGGUUCUUUUAUCGACAAAAUGGCUAAGCAAUCCUAA
Molecule: messenger RNA, 1458 nt
Organism: Strongyloides ratti
Lineage: Eukaryota; Metazoa; Nematoda; Chromadorea; Rhabditida; Strongyloididae
Product: T-complex 11 family-containing protein
Exons: 2
Coding region: 1-1458 (485 amino acids)
Biological process (GO): signal transduction
Source: RefSeq, a predicted model, not a curated record